Molecule: messenger RNA, 1948 nt
Organism: Westerdykella ornata
Lineage: Eukaryota; Fungi; Ascomycota; Dothideomycetes; Pleosporales; Sporormiaceae
Exons: 3
Coding region: 182-1738 (518 amino acids)
Biological process (GO): transmembrane transport; monoatomic cation transport
Cellular component (GO): membrane
Molecular function (GO): monoatomic cation transmembrane transporter activity
Source: RefSeq, a predicted model, not a curated record
AUCUCGCAUCACCCUCAACUUAGAAAACCAGACACAAAUCGCGCCGAGGUUUCCCUCUCUCGAGCCAUUCCUCAAAACCCACUCAAAUCGCCAAUAGAAAAGAAACCCCCUUGGAAAAGCUGGCUCCAUUCACACCCAACCAGCAGCAGCGAGCACCCUGCUGACCCCAAUUCGCUCAUCUAUGUUACUGCGCAACACAAAUGGCCUGCUGUUUAGCCAGUGCCGUGGACGCGUGCGUUGCUGCGACGGGCCACGUUCACCACUUUACAUCCAGAUUGCGGCGACAGCAGCGACAAACGGCGGUGCAGGCACAGGCCCAGGCACAGGCACAGGCUCCCCCGCAGCGGUGACAUCUCUCCAGCGGCGCGUGUUGCGCACUUCCUCGACCGCUUCUGCGGCGUCAUCGACCCGACGACGACCUACCACCGUCAAUUGGUCGUUUUCGACGGCGGUGCUGCAUCGCGGACGACACCUCCCCCCUCCUCCAUCUCCUCUUCCUCCUCCCAUCAUGACAUCGACGCAGCAGCAGCAACAACAGCGCCGCGGCCACGCCGGCCACGGACACCACCACCACGCGCACGAUAACACGUAUCUGAUCUCGUCGAACAAGAAGGAUGCGGGCGUCCGGAUCACGCGCAUUGGGCUUUAUGUCAAUCUCGGCAUGGCGCUGUCCAAGGGUCUCGGGGGCUACGUUUUCAACAGUCAAGCUCUGGUCGCCGACGCCAUACACGCCCUCACCGACCUGGUCAGCGACGUCAUGACGCUAGCCACAGUAUCGUGGUCUCUCAAACCCCCGUCGGCGCGAUUCCCCAGCGGCUACGGAAAAGUGGAAAGCCUAGGAUCGCUGGGCGUGAGCGGGAUCCUACUAGGAGGCGGGCUCAUGAUGGGCUGGGCGGCCAUCAUCGCUCUGUGCCAGCAAUUCCUGCCCGAGUUCGCGGAGUGGGCGGCACAUUGGGGGCUUCUCCCUCACAGCCACGGACACCACCACGGGGUCGGCGAGCUGGGGCCGAGUAUACACGCUGCGUGGUUGGCAGCGGGGUCCAUUUUGAUCAAGGAGUGGCUGUAUCGAGCGACCCUCAAAGUCGCCAAAGACCGCAAAUCCUCCGUCCUCGCCUCCAACGCCUACCACCACCGCGUCGACUCCCUGACCGCCUUCGUCGCCCUCGUCAUGAUCGCCGGCUCGAACCUGCUCCGCAACGCGCAGUGGCUCGACCCCGUCGGCGGCCUCAUCAUCUCCAUGAUGGUCGUCCAGGCCGGCUGGGCCAACACAAAAAUGGCCCUCUUCGAACUCGCCGACGUCGGCAUCGACAAGGAAAUGAGGGAUAAUGUCCGAAGAGCCACGCUCAGGGCGCUGGCGGAUGUUAAUAUCAACUCCGGCUCGGAGGCGCAACACGUCGAGAUACGAGCGGUGCAGGGCAUCAAGUCCGGCCAGAAUUACCUGAUUGAUCUCGAGCUGGCGGCUCCUGGGCAGUGGUCUAUUGAGCAGACGCGAGGCGUCGAGGAGCUUGUGAGGGAGAGGUUGGGAGCUAAGGUGCGGGGCGUGAAGCGCGUGCGGGUGCGGUUCGUGUCAAAGGAUUCGGCUGAGCAUGAUUAUCUGGAUGAGUUUAUUGCUGGAGAUGAUAGCGCGAGGUCGACUCCUGAGGUAGAGCGUGAGCGUGAGCAUGAGCAUGAGCAUGAGCAUGAGCAUAGCCAUGCACACGAAGAAGAGACCAAAGAGAGCGUACGCAAGAGACGAUAGGGCGACUGUACAAUAAAUACAUUGUGUGCAUGUAUAUAGGGCAAGGCGGGAUUCGGCGUUUUGGGGGUUGGAAUUGCAGAUUCAGACUCCCGGGUCAUGUUGGCUACCAUUGCAAAUGACGGUAGAACCAGCUCUUCUAUAUCACCCUCUUUCGAAGACGGCCGCCUACGCGUAGAGUUCCUGCUCAUAAAUACCAGCUCAAUGAGCAGC